GCCACAACUCAACGCAACUCCAUGCCGGUCGUCGUGGACACCAUCCAGCCGCUGAGCGCCGCUACAGCCGUCGCGCUCAGCUCGAACCCAAGCCUGAAGCCCGACUCGACGACGAGCACGCAACUCGAGCACGCCGUCGCGCAGAAAGUCGCCGCCGAGCAAUUGCGAGCACGCGAAGCCAGCGCGUCGGCCGCCGUGCUGGGCGCGUGCAUGCCCGAGAACCAUUAUCUAAACGGCCAGGACAAGAUGGUGCAGUUCGCGGGGCUCUACGUCGUGCGCGGCCCCACCGAGUCCAAGCACGUGCGCUACACCAUGGACGUCGCCGUGGCCGAGCUGCAGCUGCGCGGCCGCUGCAUCCAGCGCUUCCAGAGCUUCUUCCUGCUGCGUAAGCGCCUCCUCGAGGUUCUCAAGACCUGCCGUGGCCGGCUGCCUGUGCGCCGCAGCACAGUGGUCGGCUACGGCGAUGAACCGCAGAUCUCCGCCGGUGCGGAGCUGGUCGAGAUGCUCACGCGCCCGCGCUGCAUCCAGUGCCCUGAGUGCGAGUCCACGUACCAGCAGCUCGCGGCCGUCAAGUUCCCGCGGCGCACGCUGUUCCCGCCGAGUCUGCAGGACGUCCAGGAGCGGUCGCAGAUGCUCGAGAUCUUCCUCGACUACUGCGUGCGCAUCGCCACGACGUGGCCGGCGUGCAGACGCAGUGAGAGGCUGUUCGUUGCCACGCUGGGCAAGUUUCUCGGCGUGGACCUGCGCGCGCACAUUGCCAGCCAGGAGCUAGGAUCGUUGUCGGAAGCUCACAAGACCGAAGAAGAGAUGAUGGUCUACCUGCCGUCGCCGCACGAAGUGGCCAAAAACUCCAACAACAGCAACGACUAUGAAGAAGACGAAGACGACCGCAACUCGGAGCCAGACUUCUCCUUCAUCUCAGACCCGUCCAAGGAAGGCAACAAGGACGGAAAGUUAGCGCGUUCCCAGUCGCACUGCUAA
This is a messenger RNA of Phytophthora sojae, 981 nucleotides long. RefSeq lists its product as hypothetical. NCBI's taxonomy places the organism in Eukaryota, Oomycota, Peronosporomycetes, Peronosporales, Peronosporaceae. The transcript has 2 exons. The coding region runs from base 22 to 981 and encodes 319 amino acids. The record is from RefSeq and is a predicted model, not a curated record.